AUGACAGAUUUUUCCCUCAGUCAUUCACUUGAGAUUGGGUUUCCAAAACAAAUCAAAAGUUUGAGUAUGGAUGGUUACGGGAAUUAUUUAUACAUUCAUGACAAUGCCAACACAUUGUUUUCUUAUUCUCUCAAGACUAACGUCAUCUUAUCUCACAUUGCGCUUCCCGAAGAGACUGAUAAAGUGAUUGUAUCACCAACUGCCCAUUACGUCGCUUGUUUUGUUCACAAUAUAGUUCACAUCUACCAACUUCCCGAAUUUACUUUUGUCGGGUCUCUCACCAACGUCGUCGAUUUUGUGUGGAGCAACGACGCGUUUUUAGAGAGUCAAGAGUUCUUAGUAUUAGAGUCGACUGCGGUGACUCAGAAUCGGAUUAUUUCGAGCACCGACACGGCCUCUCCGAAGGACGAGAAGGAAGUUGAGAAGAUCGAACAAGUGAAGUCCAUUCCGGUUGUUGGAAAUACCAUCUUAGUGAACAACCAAUUUAGUCGCGCGUGUGUCUUUGACAGUUCAAAGGUAUCUACCUUUGAGCCCAAUUUAUCGGACGUCCAAACAAUCACUGCAAAAGAUAUUUCCAUUCCUUCCAUCAACUCGUUGUGUUUCUGUAAAGGCGAGAUGUUCUUUCUUAGCGGGUUUCAGCUCUUUUCAAAGAAGUUAAAUAAAAAGAUCGACUUGCCUUAUAAAGGGGAGGAACUCCAUGCGAUCUCACACUUCACAUUUAUCAUCAUUUAUGACAAGAAAACUAUUUAUAUCAUCGAGCCAGACGCUUUGAAGAUUAUAUGUGUUAUACAGACGUGUACCGAGAUCUACAAUUUACUCACUAACACAAGACUCUCCCUUUUGGUCUUCGAAGACAAUAACAACAAAGUCGGAAUGGUCUGUGGGGGAGAGUACACCACACAAAGCGCUUUCAUCAGAGUCAACGAAAAUACAAAGACCAAAAUCCACACUAAGGACUCCGUCAUCGCAAAACGACGCGCGCAAAUCGGAGAGCAAUUCGAUAAAGAUGAGAAUACAGCACCAGCAUCGGAGUUCUCAAUUUUCAUCGGAAAAACAGCGGGACUCGUCGCAAACGAAAUCAGAGAAGUCUUUGAAAAGGAGUUUGGACCAGUCGUUAAAGUCCGGCUGAACAACGGAUAUGGGUUUGUCGACUUUAGAGAUGAAGUCUCAAAGACAAAGGCGUUGAGUAAUCACAAGGUGAAUGUCAAAGAUAAGAUCGUCACAAUCUCUGUUGCGGUGGGAAGCAACAAAAAGCGCUGA
Entamoeba invadens IP1 is the source of this 1260-nucleotide messenger RNA. RefSeq lists its product as hypothetical. The record is from RefSeq and is a predicted model, not a curated record. The transcript has a single exon. Lineage: Eukaryota; Evosea; Mastigamoebida; Endamoebidae. Bases 1 to 1260 code for a protein of 419 amino acids. Gene Ontology annotation, molecular function: protein binding; RNA binding.